CCGAGCCCUUCCCUCCGAUCCAGUGCGUCCCCGGGUCCCCCAGGGGCUGCGACCGCUCCGGCCAUGGCCCCCCGGCGCCGCGCCAGCCCAGGGGUCGCUGUCGCCAGCUGCUGGCUCCUCACCGUUCUUCUAGGCUUCUGCCUAUCAUUCAAUGUGGAUGUGAAAAACUCAAUGACUUUCAGUGGCCCGGUGGAGGACAUGUUUGGAUAUACUGUUCAACAAUAUGAAAAUGAAGAAGGAAAAUGGGUGCUUAUUGGUUCUCCUUUAGUUGGCCAACCCAAGAACAGAACUGGAGAUGUUUAUAAGUGUCCAGUUGGGAGAGGUGAAUCAUUACCUUGCAUAAAGUUGGAUCUACCAGUUACUACAUCAAUUCCCAAUGUCACAGAAGUAAAGGAGAACAUGACAUUUGGAUCAACUUUAGUCACCAACCCAAAAGGAGGGUUUCUGGCAUGUGGGCCCUUAUAUGCCUACAGAUGUGGACACUUGCAUUACACAACUGGAAUCUGUUCUGAUGUCAGCCCUACAUUUCAAGUCCUGAACUCAAUUGCUCCAGUACAAGAAUGUAGCACUCAGCUGGACAUAGUCAUAGUGCUGGAUGGUUCCAACAGUAUCUACCCCUGGGAAAGUGUUACCGCUUUUUUAAAUGACCUCCUUAAAAGAAUGGAUAUUGGUCCUAAACAGACACAGGUUGGAAUUGUACAGUAUGGAGAAAAUGUAACCCACGAAUUCAACCUCAAUAAGUAUUCAUCAACAGAAGAGGUGCUUGUUGCAGCAAACGAAAUAGUCCAGAGAGGUGGCCGCCAGACCAUGACAGCCCUUGGAAUAGACACAGCAAGGAAGGAGGCUUUCACUGAAGCCCGGGGCGCCCGAAGAGGGGUUAAAAAAGUCAUGGUAAUUGUGACUGAUGGUGAGUCCCAUGACAACCACCGACUGAAUAAGGUCAUCCAGGACUGUGAGGAUGAAAGCAUUCAGCGGUUUUCCAUAGCUAUUCUUGGCAGCUAUAACCGAGGAAAUUUAAGCACUGAAAAAUUUGUGGAGGAUAAAUCAAUUGCAAGUGAACCCACAGAAAAACAUUUCUUCAAUGUCUCUGAUGAAUUGGCGCUGGUUACUAUUGUUGAAGCUCUGGGAGAAAGAAUCUUUGCCCUGGAAGCUACAGCUGACCAGUCGGCAGCUUCUUUUGAGAUGGAAAUGUCUCAGAUGGGCUUCAGCGCUCAUUAUUCACAGGACUGGGUCAUGCUCGGAGCAGUAGGAGCCUAUGAUUGGAAUGGAACAGUCGUCAUGCAGAAGGCUAAUCAAAUCAAAAUUCCCCCAAACAAGACCUUUAAUGUCGAGUCUACCAAAAAGAAUGAACCUCUUGCUUCUUAUUUAGGUUACACAGUAAACUCUGCCACUGUUCCUGAGGAUGUGAUUUACAUUGCGGGACAGCCACGGUACAAUCACACAGGCCAGGUGGUCAUCUACAGGAUGGAGAAUGGGGGCAUCAGGAUUCUCCAGGCACUCAGAGGGGAACAGAUUGGGUCCUACUUUGGCAGCGUUUUAACGACAGUUGACAUUGAUAAAGAUUCUAACACGGACAUUCUUCUGGUCGGGGCUCCCAUGUUCAUGGGUACAGAGAAGGAGGAACAAGGAAAAGUGUACGUCUAUGCCCUGAAUCAGACAAGGUUUGAAUAUCAAAUGAGCCUGGAACCCAUUAAGCAGACUUGUUGUUCAUCUCUGAAGCACAAUUCAUGCACAAAGGAAAACAAAAAUGAGCCAUGUGGGGCUCGUUUUGGAACAGCUAUUGCUGCUGUGAAAGACCUCAAUCUUGAUGGAUUUAACGACGUUGUGAUAGGAGCGCCCCUGGAAGAUGAUCACGGGGGAGCUGUGUACAUUUAUCACGGCAGCGGCAAGACUCUAAAGGAAGAGUAUGCACAACGUAUUCCAUCAGGUGGAGAUGGUGAGACACUGAAAUUUUUUGGCCAGUCUAUCCACGGAGAAAUGGAUUUAAAUGGUGACGGCCUGACUGAUGUCACUAUUGGGGGCCUUGGUGGUGCUGCCCUCUUCUGGUCCCGGGACGUGGCUGUAGUCAAAGUGACCAUGAAUUUUGAACCCAAUAAAGUGAAUAUUCAAAAGAAAAACUGCCAUAUGGAGGGGAAGGAAACAGUAUGCAUAAAUGCCACCGUAUGUUUUGAUGUGAAAUUGAAGUCCAAAGAAGACAUGGUUUACGAAGCUGAUAUGCAGUACCGUGUUACACUAGAUUCUCUAAGGCAGAUAUCACGGAGUUUUUUCUCUGGAACUCAAGAGAGAAAGAUUCAAAGAAACAUCACAGUUCGAGAAUCAGAAUGCACUAAGCAUUCCUUCUACAUGUUGGACAAGCAUGACUUUCGGGACUCUGUGAGAAUAACUGUGGAUUUUAAUCUUACUGAUCCAGAAAAUGGACCUGUUCUUGAUGAUUCUCUACCAAAUUCAGUACAUGAAUAUAUUCCCUUUGCCAAAGAUUGUGGCAACAAGGAAAAAUGUAUCUCGGACCUCGCCCUGAAUGUAUUCACCACAGCAGAGGGCCUGCUUAUUGUCAGGUCCCACAAUGAUAAGUUCAAUGUUAGCCUCACAGUCAAAAAUAAGAAGGACAGUGCCUACAACACCAGAACCAUAGUGAAUUAUUCUCCAAAUCUGAUUUUUUCAGGAAUUGAGGCUAUCCAGAAAGACAGUUGUGAAUCCAAUCAUAACAACUGUAAAGUUGGAUACCCUUUCCUGAGAAAAGGAGAAGUGGUAACAUUCAAAAUAUUAUUUCAGUUUAACACAUCUUAUCUCAUGGAAAAUGUGGUCAUUCAUUUAAGUGCAACAAGUGACAGUGAAGAGCCUCCUGAAGCCCUUUUUGAUAAUGAAGUAAACAUUUCUGUUCCUGUGAAAUAUGAAGCUGGGCUACAGUUUUACAGCUCUGCAAGUGAGUACCACAUUUCAAUUGCGGCAAAUGAAACAGUUCCUGAAGUUAUUAGUUCUACCGAGGACAUUGGAAAUGAAAUUAAUAUCUUCUACUUGAUUAGAAAAAGUGGGCAGUUUCCAAUGCCCAAACUUAAGCUGUCCAUUUCAUUCCCCAACAUGACAUCAGAUGGUUUUCCUGUAUUGUACCUGAGUGGAUGGUCAUCUUCUGAUAAUGCACACUGCAGACCCAGUAGCCUUCAGGAUCCCUUCGGUAUCAACUCUGGGAAUAAGAUGACUAUAUCCAAAGAUCUUAAACGAGGCACCAUGCAGGACUGCAGAACAUGUAAAUUUGCUACCAUCAUGUGUAAUCUGAUUCCUUCUGACAUGAACCAAGUGAAUGUUUCGCUUAUCUUAUGGAAACCAACUUUUAUAAAAGUACAUUUUUCCACCUUAAAUCUUACUAUAAGGGCAGAACUUGAAAGUGAAAAUACAUCAUUAGUUUUAAGUGCUGGUAAUCAAAAAAGAGAGCUUGCUAUUCAAGUAUCCAAAGAUGGGCUGCCUGGCAGAGUACCAUUAUGGGUUAUCCUGUUGAGUGCUUUUGCUGGAUUGUUGCUAUUAAUGCUGCUCAUAUUAGUACUGUGGAAGAUUGGAUUCUUCAAAAGACCACUAAAGAAGAAAAUGGAGAAGUGAAAUAUUUUAGAAGAGAAAAAAUAACAAUUAUUCAAUGAUCCUUCCUCAGGUUUGCCUCAAAUAUGUGACAAGAAAUUUAUAAUAACAGUUAAAGACAUAGUCACAUAACUUUAUGUAAUCCAUCAGGGAUUAAUACCUUAGAAAGUGACAGAUCAAGCAAGAUCCAAAACAAUACCUUUAAGAUAUAUUUUAUAAAAUGUUGAAAAGUAUUUUUAAAUAAUUACUCAUUUUUGUUGAGUAUUUAAGCAAAAUUACAAAGUGUUUUGAAGAUGAAAAGUAACCUGUACAAAUAUGUUUAUAUAUUAAAUCAUCAUUCAAAAUAUUUAAGGAAUACAUAAAAUAUUUUAUAAUCAUUGAAAUAUUUACUUUGAAAAACAAUAUAAAUUAAGGUUUUUUUCAUUGAUUCCUGAUGGAUAUCCACAUUCAGCAUGAUAGUCAACAUUUGUAAAUGCCAAGAAAGGAAUUACCUGAAAAAGAUCACUUCCCCCUAUUUAAAUGACAAAAAGUUCCCUGGUGGAGUCUGUCUACAAUAUGGACUGAAAAUAGAAUUAAAUCACUGCGAAUACAUUCAGCAUCUUUGUGUUGGGUUCUGUGCUUGGAAAGUUUUCUUUCCAAAGUACUUGGAAAACAGUGUAAUUGAGCUGAAAUUCUAUCUAGGAUAGAAAUUCAAGAUAGACUUGUUUAAAAGCAAGUGCACUGUAUGGAUUAAUUUAAGCUUUUACAGAACAUGCUUAAUUUUGAUAUUGAACUCUAAAACUCAAAACUCUUUUAUACUGAAAAAGCACAACAAUUUUUUAUGGUGUAGCAGUGAUUGUCACAAAAAAAUUGCUUUGUCUGUGGACUGUGUUAAAAUGGUUUCUUAAUGGAGUAUGGCAAUGUAGAUGUGUGCAUCGAAAUGCUGGUCAUCUUUGCUGGGCAGCUUUUAACAUGAGGGGUCCCAGGUGUAACCAAAAGUAGGAGUUGGCUCAAUUCCUUGGUACAUGGUUCAUUCAAACCCUCAAGCUGUGAGAGUAUGUUUUAUUUUUAAUAUUUUUACAGGUAUUUAAUUUUCCAAACAUAGUUCUUCUUUUUAUAAAAAGGCAGUAUUCCAUUUUAGUAUUGCAUUUUACCAAUAAGCCACUAAUUUUUGAGUGUGGCAUAUCAGUAUUUAAAUAGAUCUCCAGAAAUGUAUUUUAAAGAAUUUCGGGUUUGAAAACCUGGCCCCAACAGAAAGACAUCACACCUUUUUAUGAGCAUCUUUGUUCUUGAAGUAAUCAUUAUGGUGCCUUGGGCUCUACUGUAGCUUAAGCUCCUUGGUUUCUCAAUUUCCUGGGGUUGGGGGGGGGUGGAUAAUGAAUGAAUGUAUAUGUGAACUACUGCUGUAAAAUUUGCUGAUCCUUCUGCAACAACUCCAUGUCUCCACCUGAUUGACCAUCACAAGAUCAGAGCCUGUAAUUAUCCACAAAGUCCUACUCUUCUCAAAAAGCAACAAAUGAGUGGAGAAGUUAAAUGCCAUGAAUUUAAUUUUUAAAAACUAAUUCCGUGGAGUUCCUUGAUGGCUCAGAAGGUUAAGGAUCUGGCAUUGUCCCUGCUGUGGCUCUGGUUGCCCCAGGAACUUCCCUAUGCCGCGGGCACAGCCAAAAAAAAAAAAAAAAAAAAAAAAAUUCCAGGGAAUUGUCUAUGGACUCAAAGGCAGCCUACCUCAUGGCUCUCUACAUCUACAUCUAAGAUCCUGGUGGUCAAAAGCAUGCACCUGGGGAGAGCUGAAGUCAUCAGUAGCUAGAAGAAAGGCUAAAUCUUUCCAGAGAGUCAUAUCCUCUUGCUGGCCUGUCAUUGCUCAGAAAUGUCCAAUUUUAGAAUUUUCUUCAUUCCUGCUAUCUGCCUUCAGGUUUAGAAAUCAUUCUUUCCACCUGUUCUUUUUCUGCUCAACCAAACUCAGGUCUCUCUGAUUCAGAGUCACCAUGUUGCACAACCCCAGUGCACAUGCUCACAGCUCUGCUCCAAGCUCGGCGCAUUCUUAGAAAUAAGUCUAACAGAUAAAAAUUUUAAAAUUCAUGCUUGUACUCUGUGACUGCUGGGCAAAGCAUGCAUUGAACCAGGAGUGUUGCACAUUUCAACUAAUAUGUUGUUAACCCAAAGGGGAAAAAUAGAAAAGAUGGCAUUUGAAACUUUUUAGAAAAGAGAGGAAGAGCUAUUUGAUCUGAUCCUAAUGAAAUUGCUGCUUAUAAUAAGCCUGGCAAAAUUUUUAACAUAAAUAAUUCCUGGGUUUUAAGUAGACUAUUUAAUGAGCCAGAUAUCCCAUUUCCCUAACAUUGUAAUUUGUUGAGGUUUAUGUGCAUAUGUGUGUAUCUGUGCAUAUGUAUGUAUAUCAACACACAUACACACACAUACACAUGCACACAUGCAUGGACACAAAUUGAAGGAAAAAAAUAACUCAACGCCAAGUGGCAGAGUUUAUAUAAAAUAAACACACAAAAACUACACCACAAAAAAAUUCAAUUUGUUCACUCUGUAUAUAGUUUUCACUUUCAUUAAUAUUUAACUGUAGCAUUCAGUUAUGCAACUAUCUAAAAGUCAUAAAUGUAGAGGCUUUGACCAAGAUACUAACUCAACAGAUGCCCCAAAUUGGCUUUGUACAAAUAUUCUAAAACACCAUCAAUGAUUAAGAAAUAUACUAAACUCUAUCAUUUGAUUUUAAAACACUUAAUCAGAAAAAUGAUACGUAAGACAUUUAUGAGCUUACUGGUUAAAUCAAAUUGCAAAACACUUUCUUUUUGAAACUUUGAUGUCUUUUAAAUUAAUCAUUGCUUCCACUGUGAACUGAACUAUGUAUGCAUCUCCUUCUCAGACCAAACCUACAAUGGUAUAUUAUUGGUAAAUUAUUUAACAACUGGCUCUCCAGGAGGAAAUAAAUCCCUGAGUUGUGUCAUUUGCCAAUUUCCAUGAUCUGAAUAGUUUGCCAUGGCCAUUUUCAAGCUACCAACAAUAGCCCUAACCAGCUUGCAAAAUUCCUGAAAAUGUAUUUGUUAGCUUUCAUGAACCAGUAUGAGCUGGCUUCAGUGCACUAUUGAGACAGAUUAGAUGUCAAUGAUAAAGAAAGAGAAGGAAGGGAGGGAGGGAGGGAGGGAGGAGGAAGGAAAAGAGAAAGGGUGGAAGGGGGGAGAAAAAGGAGAGAAAGGAAAGAAGAAAGAAAGGAAAGAAGACAAAAAUAUUCUUAAAAUGCUAAUCUCAAGCCCAGAAGACAUAAUUCUACAUAGUUCCCAAUUCUUCAAUUCAAUUUCUAAAAGUAUAGCCUUCCUUUAAUAUUAAUAAAAUGAUAUAAAUCUGCAGGAAAAGGAAGGAGUUGAAAGCAAAACAAUGUCAAGGGUGACACACUAAAAAUCAGACCUCUGCAGCCACAGAGAAGCUGUUUCACUUUCUCUGGGAAUCCAGAGCCCUGGAGCCAGACUGUGAAAGGUCAUCCUUGGUAAAAAAAAUUGUAAUUUCUGGGAUCCAGUUUGAACUUCAGUGAUCCAAUUUGUCCAAUUAUUUUUCUCCAAGCACUCGAUUCAUGGGUGAUGUAAUCUCUGAAUAUUUUCUGUGUCACAAGCGUCCUUGAAACAACUUGUGGGAGGACAUAUUUUUACAAAAUUUGGUGCUUACUCAAGCAUAAUCAUUUAUCAUUUUACCUUCUAUAAAAGCAGUAUCUAGGCUCAAUUGGAAAACAAGUGUUCGCUCCAGAGCGAAAGGUGGUUGCACAGUGCUUGCGGAAAGCCGAGUGGGAGGAGAGGCCGAGAGAAGGUCUGGUGUGUUCUCUGCAGGCAGCCCCAAAGGGCCACCGCUUGCACUGUGCCAAGGGCUGCCCGCCAGCUUCUAUGCAGUGCACUUUCCCGCAGGAAAUCCUCACUGUCAGAUAUGCAACCUGCUCCGUGGGAACCGUCUUGCUCCACAUAACGCUGAGAAAACUCGGGAAGACCCGGGCUCCGAGCAUGGUUCAUGUGCCAGAGACAGUCAUGUGCUCGAAUAAAGAGGCCUCUGGCAAAUCAGGGUUUGCAAAACAGUAUCCUACAUACCCUUUGCUGAUUUUCAACACUUCUCGAGUCUCCCUCCAUUAGUCUUCUCCUCCAAAGAAGACUUCCAAGAAGGCCCCUAGAGAAAAAUCUGUUUAAAUCAUGUGCUCUGUUUGCUGUGAGGACCAGCUCUGUGAUUUGAUCACUGACACAGAUUUCAGUCCUCUGUUCUUCUGUGGCACUCUAAAGGGUUGAUAUGGUAUAAUAUAGUGGAGACAAAAAGAAAGGCAUUUCAGACAUGGAGCAGCUUAAAGAAAUUUGCAAAUACUCUCAGUACCUGUGACAGUUGAGGGGCUGGCAGGAUUUAGCCCCUCAGUGGGGCUCCAUCAGCAUCCCUAAUCCCAUCCUCACCCUUGGAAAUAAUAAUCUAAAAAACAAAAAGAAGAGCUGUAAAAUCCUCAAAGUGGUACUAUUUUUUAAUUAAAGUAUACAGUCUAACUGUAAACAGCAGGCAUUUUAAUGCAAAUACAACUUCAAGGUGAUUCCACUGGGCAACCCUUCCAAUCAGACUUCUGUCCCUAAACACCUCCUACCCAGAAAUUCAGAAACCUCCACUGAAGGUGAACUGUGUUGUGCCUUACAAAAGACUAAAUACUGCCACUUCCUGAAUGGGAGCGCUGUUAUGCAACAUUUUACGUAAAACAAUAAAAAAGAGUUCAAAUCUAACAUUGUCAUCUGGUGAAUGAGUCACUAUUUUUUUAUCCUCCUAUUAAAAUGUAACCUUGAAUUUGGAAAUUCCAAGUGAGGAUCUUUAACCACCAACCUUGAGAGAAAGUACAGGAGCCUAGGUAGGCUCUUCCGCCCCAGCCCCAUCAUCCUCUACCUCUGGUGCCCAAGAGGUCCAGUUCUUAAGCCUGAGCUCCUGAAUCCACAGUGUCCCAGGAUCAGCCCUCCCACAUCAGACGUACACAUAAACACUGGCUGAAGUUUUACCAUACCAAAAAAUUUACAAGGAUGAAUUAUCACUUGUAAUGUUGGACUCCCUGCUUUGAGAUCGGCAUUUUUUUUUUUUUUUUCUCCCUUUGAAAGUAUAAGAAAGCCUUUCUCUCAGAGCUAAUGAGUUCAGAGCUUUAUACUAGACUUCCAGGCUAGAGAAUUUCAAGGCCUGGAGGACCUGGCACUAGGACCCAGGGCCCAUUUGCAGGAUCUCUCUGCUUUCUGCUUCCCAGAUGGUUUCCUCUCUUCUCAGCUGUACGGUGGGGAAUGUUUGGUUUUAAUUUGGGUUCUCUUGGCAAGGCCAUGCUAAGCCUGGUGCGCCUCGAAGGGCCUUGAGGGCUAGAUGUUCUUUGUUGGAGAGUUGAGGCUUGGAAAUCCUUUACGUAUCUGACACACUGUGGAAAUCAUGGCAAUAUCUAGGCGACGCCAGUGACACGCAUAACUAUGACUAUGUUUGAUCUUAACCAUGUUUCAAGUGACAUCAUGAUGGAAAAAGACUAAGUCUGGAAUUUCAGGGGCAUUUCAGCAACACUGAGACUCCGAAUUGAAUGUUUCAUUGCAGUUUAAUCUACGCAUGAAGCUUAAGAGCAAAAUUUUGUAAAGAAAUCUUCCCAAUGACAAUGAAAGCCAGGUGUCUUCUUGAACAGUCCCCUGCUGACAGUUCCUGUCCCCACCCCUAUUUUUUAAAAGCCGGAAAGAAGAUUAAAUGGGGAAAAAUGAGUGGCAUCAUUGUUUCUUUCUGCUACAGAGGAGCCACGUAGGAGGGAGUCAGCACACAGCAUAGGCACUGUGGCUUUCUGAGAGGUCUUAGCAUCAUAGGUCCAGUGGCAGGUGACAGUGUUCCUGCCAUGGCCCUGAGGCAUCUUGGAUCCUGAGAGACAAAAAAAAUGGGGCAGGGGGAGGAGAUGAAGCAAUUUAUCUUUUUUGUAUGUACACUUACUCCUCUAAAUACUGUAAGCUCCCGUAGACCACUUCAUUCUGGCCACAGUACCAACACAUGUACUUCACACAAGUAAAUUAUUAAUUAAAUAAGAGUAAAAAUAUAUUCUUGCCUGUCUAUUAACUAGGACUAAUUUCCUGGUGUUUAACAUACUUUGGCUCAAGUAAAAACAACCAUUUGAAGCAGCAAUGGUUCAGAUCUUCUUCAUACUAGGACCAGUUCACACAGUAUAUCCCAAUACUGAGUGUUUAAUUGAGAGAGACCCCUGCCCUUAUUCAGGAUGCAACAGCCACCUUCUGCAUUCCUCCUAAGGGAACGGUGACCUGGAAUGAGAAUGGUGUACUGUGUGUUACUACUGUAAGGAUGUAAAGUUACCGGAUUGUGUCCAUUUUAUUAAAAAGGCAAACAUUGUCUAUAGUAACUACUGCUCUGAAAUAUAUAUUAUACGCACUCCAAUAAACUUCUGCAUGGCCUAACAAAGUAUAUUCAUUGCUUAUUUUUUAUUUACCUCGGAAUAAAUUCAUUAAAAUGAAUAACAAGGGCAUGUGCAUUUUUAUGACUUUUAUCAGACCAACUCGCUAGAAGAAAAUGCUUUGAUUGCACUCAAGAACAAAGAAGUAUGAACUGUGUUGAUUCUAGUAAUUUAUUAAGUGCCAAAUUUCAACGCAUUUUUAAAAAGAAAUCUGUUAUGGGUAACAAUGAUCUAAGUUGUUAUAUUUAGAAAUAGCUGAGUUGAAGAGUGUUUUGAAUGUCCUAUGUAUGGUGCAUCCUGUACACUGAUUUAAGGUCAGAAGUUUGAUAUUUUUGUAUAAUUCUAUCUUAUCUUGUGCAUCAGCUGUGUAUUUUACGUCAAGGUAAAUGAACAUCCUGUCAUAUGUUAAAUAAAAAAUGACUCUUUCAAAGAA
This is a messenger RNA of Sus scrofa (pig), 10400 nucleotides long. RefSeq names its product integrin subunit alpha 1 (gene ITGA1). The record is from RefSeq and is a predicted model, not a curated record. Lineage: Eukaryota; Metazoa; Chordata; Mammalia; Artiodactyla; Suidae. Gene Ontology annotation, biological process: cell-matrix adhesion; cell adhesion mediated by integrin; cell-cell adhesion. Gene Ontology annotation, cellular component: external side of plasma membrane; integrin complex. Gene Ontology annotation, molecular function: integrin binding.